This is a messenger RNA of Anopheles arabiensis, 1531 nucleotides long. It is a transcript of the gene carmine, whose product is annotated as AP-3 complex subunit mu-2. NCBI's taxonomy places the organism in Eukaryota, Metazoa, Arthropoda, Insecta, Diptera, Culicidae. The record is from RefSeq and is a predicted model, not a curated record. The coding region runs from base 176 to 1420 and encodes 414 amino acids. The transcript is spliced from 9 exons. Gene Ontology annotation, cellular component: clathrin adaptor complex; cytoplasmic vesicle. Gene Ontology annotation, biological process: endocytosis; intracellular protein transport.
UGUAUCGAACGUAAACAAAAUUUAUCAAAAAUCUGCUGUUUGUAUUCGUCAUCGCUUCGACUGCAGCUAAUUUAAUCGAAUAUUUUAAAUAAGACAAAUAUUUCGCUUACUCGCGCCCGUUUUAAAAAUCAGAGGCGGAGCACAGCAGCAGCUGUCCGUGACCGGUUCCACUAAAAUGAUACACAGCUUGUUCAUAGUCAACAGCAGCGGGGAUGUAUUUUUAGAGAAACAUUGGCGCAGUGUUGUAUCACGCACCUGCGUGUCCUACUUUCUCGAUGUUCACCGUGAAUCGGCAAAUAACGUACCACCAGUCCUGUCCACGCCUCACCACUACCUCGUAUCGAUUCAGCGCAACGGCAUCUCGCUGGUGGCCGCCUGCAAGCAGGAGUUUCCGCCACUGUUCGUGAUCGAGUUUCUGCACCGUGUGGUGGACACGUUUGAGGACUACUUUUCCGAGUGCAAUGAGAAUGUGAUAAAGGAAAACUACGUGAUCGUGUACGAGCUGUUGGACGAAAUGCUAGACAACGGGUUCCCGCUCGCGACCGAGUGCAACAUACUGAAGGAGCUUAUAAAACCACCGAACAUUCUGCGCACCAUCGCCAAUUCGGUCACGGGAAAAUCCAAUAUCAGUGGUACACUUCCGUCGGGACAGCUGUCCGCGAUACCAUGGAGACGCACGGGCGUGAAGUACACCAACAACGAAGCAUACUUUGAUGUUGUCGAAGAGGUUGAUGCCAUCAUCGACAAGAACGGACAGACGAUCUUUGCUGAGAUACAAGGCUAUAUCGAUUGCUGCAUUAAACUCAGCGGUAUGCCGGAUUUGUCUCUUUCGUUCAUGAAUCCGCGUCUCUUCGACGACGUUUCGUUCCAUCCGUGCGUCCGCUUCAAGCGCUGGGAAUCGGAACGAAUUCUCUCCUUCAUUCCACCCGACGGCAACUUCCGGCUGAUGUCGUACCAUGUCGGGUCCCAGAGUAUCGUAGCAAUUCCGAUCUACGUGCGGCACAAUCUGGUGCUGCGUUCAGGAGAACAGUCCCGAUUAGACAUUACCGUCGGUCCAAAGACGACAAUGGGUCGUACGGUUGAGAGUGUUAAGCUGGACAUUUGUAUGCCCAAAGCGGUCACAAACUGUUCGCUGGUGGUGAACCAGGGCAAGUACACGUACGACACGGUGAACAAAGUACUGCACUGGGACAUUGGACGGAUCGAUGCGGCCAAGUUGCCCAACAUUCGCGGCACGGUUUCUGUUGCCGCCACCAACUCGACGCUUGAAACGACGAUCGACAGAGUACACUUCACCAUCUCGCAGAUGGCCGUUUCGGGGCUGAAAGUGAACCGGCUGGACAUGUACGGCGAAAAGUACAAACCCUUCAAGGGUGUAAAGUACGUGACAAAGGCAGGCAAGUUCCAAAUACGCAUGUAAGAGCCCUCGAAACGUUAUUUGCUGUAAGCGAACACUAAAACAUAUAUGCAAGAGCAGACGAACAAUGAAAAUGGAAAUAUGUAACAAACACGUUCAGGUUCGUACCGUUAA